CCGGCACUCCAAUACAAACGGUCACACUAAAUUAGACGCUAUUUAUCCAAUUUCGUAAUAAAGUCAUAUUUUAUCAAUGAACUGAGAUAAGGCGAGAGCAGAGCAACCACCAAAUGACUUCACAGAUCUACAAUCAGAAGAAGUUCGUGCCCACGCCGCCCGAGAAGGGUUCCUUUCCUUUGGACCACGAAGGACUCUGCAAGAAGCAGUUCCUGCUCUACGCCAGCUGUCUGCGCAAAAACGCCCAGGAUACGAGCCAGUGCCGCCAGGACGCCCGAAACUAUUUGGCCUGUCGCAUGGACAACAAUCUUAUGGAGAAAACCGAGUGGUCCAAGUUGGGUUUCCACGAACAGAGCACAGAAACCCCUCAAAAGCAGGCGGAGGAGCAGAAGCACUAG
Molecule: messenger RNA, 398 nt
Organism: Drosophila elegans
Lineage: Eukaryota; Metazoa; Arthropoda; Insecta; Diptera; Drosophilidae
Product: cytochrome c oxidase assembly protein COX19
Exons: 1
Coding region: 114-398 (94 amino acids)
Biological process (GO): mitochondrial respiratory chain complex IV assembly
Cellular component (GO): mitochondrial intermembrane space
Source: RefSeq, a predicted model, not a curated record